UACGUGUAAUCGACGUGGUGUGAACUUUAAAGCAAAGGGAAAAAGGCGCUGCAAAAUCAGUGUUAGCUGUAGUAUUUCAUAAAAGGGAAAGGUGACGCCCACCUGCAAGCAGCACGCAGGCAUACAGCAGGUUCGAUAUAUGGAAUGGUGUAACGUUGACUUCCUGCUUCUGGCGGCGGCCAUACAUUGACUUUCUAAGAAGCGAGAGCUUGGUGCUCCAGCGAGCUUUGUACUAACUACGCUUGAACAGGACCCAAAGUUUGCUGAACCCGAUUCUUCUCCUGUGAAAAAGGCGUCUCUUGGCGCGCAACCCACCCGAAACAUUUGAUGUCGCGGUCAAGGUAUACCGGCAGAGUCAGCAUCAGAGGAGUUGCACUCGCGGACGAACACACGAAGCCUCCCCAGGCGACCUUGGAUUACAGCCGACCAAACGCACUUGAAAGCCACUCGGCGCAGCGACAUGGCGAUCCGCCGGCAUCCUAAAUACGUGGAAAUCGAGGGGCUCCGGCUCACCAGCGAGUUCAGCCCGGAGCCGGUGCGACAGGCGCUGCAGUUCGUGCCACGUGCCGGGGACGUGAUGCUCAUUACGUACCCGAAGUGCGGAACCCACUGGGUCCAGCAGAUCUUGCAGCUCAUUGUGAACAGAGGCCGGUCGGCAGAAAACUUCUUUGAGUGGUUGGCCAGGACGCCGCUCCUCGAGCUUCUCGGCACGCGCAUCCUGGAGGACGCGUCCGAGCCCCGCCUCAUGAAAACACACCUGCCGUUGGACAGGCUGACACUGCGCGACGAAGCGAGGUACGUGUACGUUGCACGGAAUCCGUGGGACUGCUGCGUUUCGUUUUAUCACCACACUAAGGCACUCCCGGCGGCGUACUUCAGCGAGGGAACUUUCGAAGACUUCUUCGAGUUGUUCAUCAGUGGCCAGACAGACCAUGGAGGCUUCUUCGACCACCUGCUGCCUUGGUACGCGCGCAGGAGACAAAAGAACGUGCUAUUUAUUACUUACGAGCAGCUAUAUAAACAACAAUGCGACACCGUGCUCAAGAUAGCGCGCUUCCUGGGACCAGAAUACGAGCAGGCGCUGCUUGAGGACCAAGAGUUUUUCCAGACUGUGCUAGAGAAAAGCAGUGCAAAGUUCAUGAAGAAGCACUUUGUGCUUGACCCCGCCAUACUGAAGAGCAUCAUCGAAAGGGAUCCCAACGCCUUGCCGGACGAACUGAAGAACCUCUACGGAAAGGUCUUCGUAGCGCCCUUGCGAGAGGCCAACACAGUGAACUUUGUCCGGAAAGGUGUCGUGGGAGACUCUAGGGGCACCUUCACACGCGAACAGCUAGAGCGUAUGAAACUGUUUAUUGAGAAAGAAACUGCCGGAACCGACGUCAUGCAGCUGUGGAUGGACGAAGAUCCGCUUAGGAUGUGAAAAAAAAAAUUAAGCUCAGGUCGGCGUUCAAACUGAAGGUUCUAAGCAAAAACUUGACAGAAAUCCUGGAAGUACACACACCGGUGAAUGAAGCACAGACACAGAUGAAACGACCGAACGACGCUCGGUGCUCUUGCAGCCAUAUUGUGACCCGUUUCCAGUCUGAAGAGCGCCCAUCUAUGUUCGCUGGCUCCUUAGGUGACAUGAAUUUCGCGCCGUGUAAUUACUUCGCACAAAGAGCACAUAGACGCGUGGAAAUGGCUUACAAAGGAAAGAGUACGAACGAGUGCCAUUGCGUUCAUUUGCUUUGCCCGAUAUUACACCUCGUGCGUAUAUUUGAACGUACGUAGCUAUACCUCUCGUUCGGCAGCUUUAGGCCCGACCGGUAUGAUCGAAGCCUGAUCACUGUCUAUCGCUUCCUUCUUAUUUUCCUUAUUUUUUUUUUCAUUUCUUUACCCACCCAAUCCUCCGUCUUUUUUUGUUCAAGAAGGGGGAUUUAACCUACAUGGCAGUACAUGCCAAAUCACCACUUCACAGUGUUGGAGGCACGCGCGAGGAGUUUGCUGAUAUGCCCUAGGGUCGUAGAUUUUUAGCUGGAAGCGAUGGUUCCGGUAAAAACUUGGUUUGAGCUAGCUAGUUGGUAUUGAUUCAUGAUUAAAGGAAGCUUUUCGGCACAAAUUAAACCAGGAAGAAGAAGGCGCCCGUUCUGUGUUGUGCUCUUCGUGCUCGUUUAAUUUGCGCCGAAAAGUUUGCUUUAAUCGAUGGUUAGGCUGGUGAAAGCCGAUACUGCCACGGUUAUUGGCUGCAUGGCUGGGCGUUAUGAUGUCCUUGCAGCACCAUGUUUCGCUAAGAAUAAGGCACCUGUACAAACAUACUGUCCAUCGGUCAUUUAGUGUCUCCGAAACUGACAUAUAUUGUCAUCCACGCCAUCCGCGCUCACAGGAAGGAGCAAAUAGAAGGCGUCAAGAACGAAGUUGGCGGAUAAUUAUGGACAAAGGGGGGAGCGUCUCGUCACUGCCUGAUCACUCCACACCUGAAGGUCGCGGCCAGUCGCCUAGCUGAGGCUCACCUACCCCGUCGUAACACGUGCUGCUUGUUGCGAAGAGCCCAUCCUAACUAAACGUCUCAGUAAUUUUCAGAAUAGACGGGUGUCGGAAGACACGACGCUUUCAAAUCUCUCGGAGCUACUGCCCCUUAUUAUACUGCGAACUACGGAUGCCGCCAUUUUCACAAGGGCUCCGAACAGGAACCAGCCCUGCUUCGGACUGUCUGCCUCAUCAAUUCCAGAGUGUGAUCAAAUAACAAUAUGCGUCGCGUGAUUAAUUAAUUAUGGAGUUUUCGUGCCAAAACCACGAUCUGAUUAUGAUGCACACCGUAGUGGUUGACAUCGGAAUAAUUUUGACCACCUGUGGUUCUUUAAAAUGCGCCUAAAUCUAAAUACACGACUUUAUUUUUGUGUGUGUGAUUUCGACCCCAUCGAAAUGCGGCCGCCGUGGCCGGAUUUGAUCCCGCGACCUCGUGCUUAGCAGCGCAACACCAAAGCCACUAAGCAACUACGGCGGGUCUUGCGUCGUGUGAUGACUACAAUACCAUGAUCGCAAGUUACUUCCAAACAUUUCUUCAAACAAGUCGGACAAGCAGGUCAUCGAAAGCGAGUAAAACUUGCAUAAUAUGAUACUAUCGAAGUUCUGCGCAAAGCUCCGUUCCUGUAUUUUUAAAUAGUAUAGCAUGCCCACCAUGCCGAAAGCGCGGUUGAGUGAUAGGCGGCUAGUAAUUGUGCCUGUCCUCUUCCGUACGUAGCCGUGGCCGUACAAUCACUAUAGAAGAUGAAACAACGGUGAUCUCCACUAUUAUUUGGGCUGAAACAAAUCUGGCCUGAAAAUAAAAGACACGCGGUAGUGA
This is a messenger RNA of Dermacentor albipictus, 3322 nucleotides long. Its product is annotated as sulfotransferase ssu-1-like. The record is from RefSeq and is a predicted model, not a curated record. Gene Ontology annotation, cellular component: cytoplasm. Gene Ontology annotation, molecular function: sulfotransferase activity. Gene Ontology annotation, biological process: sulfation. NCBI's taxonomy places the organism in Eukaryota, Metazoa, Arthropoda, Arachnida, Ixodida, Ixodidae.